Molecule: messenger RNA, 2592 nt
Organism: Guillardia theta CCMP2712
Lineage: Eukaryota; Cryptophyceae; Pyrenomonadales; Geminigeraceae
Exons: 8
Coding region: 1-2592 (863 amino acids)
Source: RefSeq, a predicted model, not a curated record
AUGUGCCUGCUGCUCACGAUGGUUCUCGUUCCACUGACUUGCUGCGGGAGCUUCGCUGGUGAGAACUUGAACUUCGAUGGGGUAGGAAGACAAUCUUUGCGAGCUGCUCCUUCCCCUCCCGCGGAGGGGCAGGUGAAACCCAAGGUGAACAUGCUGGAGGGUCUCGGCGGCACUUUCGGCAUGAGAAUCCUCCGAGGAUGCGCAGAGGGGAUGACUGAGAUGCUGGUGUCGACGUACGAGGAUGUUUUGCUGCUCUGUGAGCAGACGACGUUGGUUGUCAACAAAGUCUUGCAGGCCCUGAGAUACUACUUCCUCCACGUCCCGAUCUUGCAUCCUGUCAGGAGGUUGCUCAGGAUUGGCAGUGGGGGAGCGCUAGUCCCGCCUGCUGGGUCGAGUCAGAGCACGUGCGCAGAGGAGGGUAGGAAGACUAGGAGGAGGGAUGGAGCACGAUGGCAUGCCGUUAGGUGGACCACCUCAACAGGGAUUGAAGAAGGGGAGGAAGUGUCAGCGCAUGUACUACCUGCGACGCGGCACCACGUCUCGUGGAGGAGGAGGUGGAUCUUGGAAGGGAAGGGAAUGCUGUACGCGCUCUUUCUGCAGCUCAGGUGCAUUACGGCAGCCUACAAGUUCUCCAUGGACGUGAUUCUAUUCCUGCUGUUCGGAGGGAAGGCGUUUCCUACGUUUGGUGGGGGCCUGCACGACGGGCUGGCCCCUUUCGCACACCAUGGGGAGCAGGAGGCAAGUGAUGAUGGAGUGCGAGAGGACGGUGAUGUGACCGAGAUGGUGAGCAAACGAGCGCACGUCGUGCUGGCUGCUGACUCAUCCGAUGAUCAGGUGAAGCGGGAGCUGAGGUCGUUCCAAGAGGAUGCGAGCGAGAACCGGAAGAGGCUGCUCAUGCUGUCAAGGCUGGGGGAACAGCACCAGCAAGUGGCGCAGAGUCUGCAGGAGGAGGUGCAGGAGCACCAGGAGAGGCUGGAGCAGCUGAAGCGGGAGACCGCGGACCGGAGGGACUCGAAUCGCAGGCGGAUGAAGGAGAUGAUUGACCAGUACCAGCGAGAAGUGAAGCGAGGAUAUGAUCAGGCUCAGGAGGAGCGAGAGGAGGACGAGGACGAGGACGGGGACGGGGACGGGGACGGGGACGGGGACGAGGAGAAGGACGAGGAGAUCACUCUAACAUUUUUCUGCUUACAGCUGCAAGAAGCUCACCAGAAAAUCGAAGAGCUCGCAGAACAGAUCCGCAGGAUGAGCAGCAAGCAGGUCCACGUCAGUGUAAAAGAAGACCAGGAGCUGAGAGGGGAGGAGGAGGAGGAGGAGGAGGUGGAGGAGAAGGAAGCUGCAAGAUCCAGUGGAAGGGUCACAGCGGGGAAGCGCCAUGUUCAGAUCUCUACCACCACGAUAGAAGACUCUCCGACUGGGCCAAGCUUCUCCCAUGAUGUCCGGAGGGGUCACGGAGAGUCAAGGAUGAGAAACAGAGCGUUGGAAGAUCCAGAGAGAGGAGAGGAGGAGGAGGAGGAGGAGGAGGGGGACGAGGAGGAGAGGAUGAAUGGGGAGAGACGUCAUGAGGGGCAGCGGCAUGAAGGAGGGAGGGAGGAUGAAAAGGAGGAUACACAGACAGGAUCGGCCAGCUCUCUGCAGAACCGAGACCAGCCUCCCAUGUCUCCCUUCCCUCCCUCCUUCCCUUCCCCUCUUCCUCCCUCCCUCCGCGCUCCUCUCCCUCCUCCUCUUCACCAGUGGACGAGGCCGACGCCAAGCAGGGGAGAGUGGAAAGAGAGCGAAGCGAUGAGCACGACGUUCGUGGACGACUCGAAGAUCGACUGGUGGACGACGGAUGGGACGGGAGGACUCACCUCCCAGCUGACUCCCUUCCGACAGCUCUCGUCUCUUGAUGUCGACUCUCCCGUCUUUGCUGAGAGGAAGAGAAGGGGGCAGGAGAGUCCGAGGAGAGAGGAGGAGGAGGAGGAGGAGGAGGAGGAGGAAGAGGAAGAAGAGGAGGAGGACGCGAGGUCAGGGAGGAGGGAGAGGAAUGUCAGUGAGAUGAGCAUGCCUUCCCAUACCAAGACAACCAGGGCGAUCAAGACACCAAGUGGCGGCGAGGUGAAGAGAGUGAGAGCAGAGGAAGUGAAGAAGACAACGGGGAAGAGAGGGGAGGAGAGCGUGAUGUCGAACAGGAAGGAAGACAGGAAGGGAGCAAAGAGGGAAGAAGAUAGGACAGUUGUUUCCCCUCGGAUCUCUCUCAAUACUACCAAGAUGUCUGCAGCAGAACGACUGGCUGCUGUCCGCAAGGCCGAGGCGAUCAGCUUCGGUGACGACGCCCUGGCUGCAAAGAUAGAGGCCAUGCUCGAGCGGAACAAGCACCUCCUGACUCAGUCAGUCCUGAAGCCCCGCGGCUGGCAAGUCAGUGGGAAGCGAGCUGCGCAGGAUUUCGACCAGGAGCUGCGCAGCCGCUUGAGCGAGGCGUUUGCCGUAACGCCGGAGAGGACGCGAACAAGCCCGGAGCGAUCGCUGGAGGAAUCUCCUUCCAACGUUGGGAUAGUGCAGGAGGCGUACACCCCUGUCCGCCCGAAGCUUGUUCCCAUCUCCGAGAGGCCAUGA